Messenger RNA from Cylindrotheca closterium, 1935 nucleotides. The record is from the annotation of a GenBank genome assembly. Lineage: Eukaryota; Bacillariophyta; Bacillariophyceae; Bacillariales; Bacillariaceae.
AUGGAAGAUACGAAUGAUGGUGGCAAUGCCAAUCCAGAGAAGGCAGCAGCGGAAAAGUCAACUGCUGAAGUCAAACAGGAAUCUUCGUAUUCUAGCUUGCCUCAACCAACACCGGCGCAAACAGCCGCUUCAGCACCAUUCUUGGAAAGAGAAGGAAACGAGGAAACCUCAUCCAAUGAUCAUCUUGAAAAGCCUACGAGUUCGUCGGAAGUUCCUGAUGCUAGCAAUGAGAUCGAGAACGCCAACUCAUAUGAAACGGGCGAGAGCGAGGCCAAUGGUGUCAGCAACGACACCGAGAACGAUGCCGAUGCAGCCACAAACGAAGCAAACAACGAUGCAACUGACAUGGGUGCUGAUGCUGAAGCAGAAAGUAACAACAACAGCACCACUAGCGACAUGAACAAUGCCAACAACAUGAACCCACAGCAGCUACAAGCCAUCAAUGCGUACAACAACUUCAUGACCCAAGCGGCUGCAGCAGGGGCCGCCAAUAAUUCUCAACAGUACGGAAUGCUAAACGCUCCUGCACCUGUACCACUCGUGCCAGAUUCGUCGAAUGCACCUCUCAUUACCACUUUGCUCUUGUCCGUGGCAAAUCAACAACCAGGAUUAGUUCCUCAAGUGAGCAACCAUCAUCACCCUGCGCCACCUGCUCCAGCUGCAACCGAAACUGCAGCGGCACCUCCACCAGCGGCCAUUUCUCAGCAAUCCCAGCAAGAUCCAGGCACACAAGAACCCCAUGCCACCGCGGCGCCUGUGGGAGCGCCAGCAGUGGCCGCAGCUCCAGCGAACGCUGCUCCUACUCAAGCCCAGGCCCCAUACGCCCCGGUGCCACAUGUUGUUCCCAACAUGGGACUUCCUUUUCAUCCUGCUGCCAAUAUGCUCCCAUGGACAUUCCUAUUGCCUCAGCAAAUGGCAAUGUUUGCCCAGCAGCAAGGCCAACAGCCGCCACAAGGUCAGCCACCGCAAGGACAACCGCUGCAAGGCCAGCAACAGCAGCAAAUGCAACAGCGAUUUGCGUUUGCUCCUGGUGCCACGGGAGCUCCAGUAUUGACCAUUCCUCCAGGUUUGCAAUUGAAUCCAAUGGCAGCCAAUCACUUCAUGGCGGCCUUGCAGCAGCAGCAGCAGCAACAAGGUCAACAACCAGGCCAGCAUCAGCAACAACAGCAACAAGCGCCACUGAUGAAUCAUCAAGUCCAAUUCAUGCCCUCGGCCCUACCACAAACCGUGUUGGGCACUAGCUCUGUCUUUGCUCCGGGUUCUAGUAACGUACCUGCCGACUCCACAGGAAUGAUGCAAGCUCCGGGCAACAAUAGCAGCAAUGGAAGGACCCUUCCUUUGUACUUGGAAUAUGAUGACCGGGCCUUGACGGAAUACCAAUGCCUACUAAGACAACAGAUUGAACUCUUUGAAGCCACCGAGGAGGAUGUUCGGGGAAGUGCCCAAGGACGGCACACGCGGAUUCGAUUGGGACAGGCCGGCAUCCGAUGUCGGCAUUGUGCUCAUUUGCCCAAACCAGCUCGUGCCCGAGGAGCCGUCUACUACAGCAAAACGAUCGAUGGAAUGUACCAAGUGGCUCAAAACAUGUCCAAGCUUCACUUGAUCAAACAGUGUCACAAGGUUCCACUGCAAGUGAAGAACAAGCUGGUUCAUUUGCAAAAGAGCCACACAAGAGCUUCUGGAGGAAAGGAAUACUGGGCCGAAGGAUUGCGGGUGCUCGGAGUCAUUGAAACGGACGGAAUGCUCAAAUUUAAGUCAUCGCCCGAAAAGCAGCAACAACAUGGUCAAAUGCAAGCGGCAGUCCAACAAAGUGCCAAUCCUACCAUGCAGAUGCAACAACAAUCACAGCAACAGCUAGUCAGUGCACCUGCACCUCCUGCCGCGACCAUGCCAAUGGUUAUGGAGAAACCAAUGACGACUGAUGGUGGUGGGUAA